Molecule: messenger RNA, 2385 nt
Organism: Musa acuminata subsp. malaccensis (wild Malaysian banana)
Lineage: Eukaryota; Viridiplantae; Streptophyta; Magnoliopsida; Zingiberales; Musaceae
Product: IRK-interacting protein
Source: RefSeq, a predicted model, not a curated record
GAGUUGAUGUGAUGUGACUGUAAGGUCGAUGAAGUUUGUGUUCCGUUCAUCUUCAACCUCAAAAUCUGGGUCAGGGAAGAAAGGAAAAGGCUUCGGGAACAAUAAAGGUCAAUGGCUGUAAGAUGUCAUCAGAGCUCUUUUUUAUGGCGAGUGGGCAUGCUGUCCUCAGUGGUCGUUCAUUCCACUGAGCACUAAAGAAAAGCAAGGAGACACCUUUCUUCUUCCAUACUGCUCCUAUAUAAAGCCGGCCUCAACCCAUUUCUUGGAUGUUUGUAUGCUUUUUUACCCUACUCUUGGAUUUGCCUUUUCCCCCCUCUCUGUCUUGUUCUUCCCUUCCUCCCAAGGAAUUGUCUUUGGACAUGAUCACCUCACCGCGGCUUCUGUUACUAGCUUCAACCCUUGCUUCUGUUGAGCUCCACCCUACCCAUGCCCUGAGAGAUCUUGAGCUCCAUGGAAUCGUCUAGUGCUGGUGGUGGUGCCGAUGGGAUCCACAGGCAGGACAUCCAGGCGGCCAUUGUGAAGGCGGCAGAGCUGAGGGCGCUCCACGCGGCGCUGCUCCACGGGGGUACCGGCGGCAGUCCCGCGGUGGUGAGGUUGCCCGCCGGCGCUUCCCCUUCCUUUUCCCGCGGCGCCAAUCAGCUCGCGGUACCUGAAGAUUAUCCUGUCUUCACGCCGAGUUAUGAAGAGGACCCGUUGCCUGGAUACCACUAUCUUCGUGCAGAGAACAGAAGCUUGUCACAAACUUGGAGUGCAAUUGGUCUGGAUGGAGAAGGAACAGAUACUGAAACAGUUGUCUUUGAUAGCAAAAGUGUGAAUAAACUUUCCACGUCAAACAGUGAACCAAACAUUUCAUCUGUAAUCGAGCACUUAUCCAACAGAACCUCAUGCACUAACCGCAUGCCCAUGUCGCAAGCCACCCUAGGAGCCGAUAUCCUCAAGUCCUCAAGUAGAAGAACAGGCUCAGGAGAAUGUAGAACGGGCAUUACAAAUGAGGCACGCAAGCGGGAAACUGUUAACAUGGAAGUGGAUGGUGACCAGAAGAAUCUCAAGAAUGUUAAAAGCACAGUGGCACCAUACAAUCCGGAUCAAUCUGUAAAGAUGCACACAAAACACAGAGGGCCAGUCCUUUCAUGGUUAUUUCCAAAAUCAAAAAAGAAGCCCAAGCCAGAAAUGUCACCAAAGACGAUGGAAUCGGAGGACAUGUCCCAACUUCUUAAGGAAUGGGGGGUUCUCUCGCUCGAGUCACUGAAGAAGGAGCUCCUCGAGGCCAAUGAGAACAGGGAUGCUGCCCUGGCGAAAGUUUCAGAGAUGAGGUUGUCGUUGGGAGAGCUGCAACAGAAGCUAGUCAGUCUGGAAGCAUAUUGUGAAGAGCUGAAAACGGCCUUAAAGCAGGCUACACAUACAAAGAGUUCCCAGAGUCUGGAGAGGUCUAAUCUGUCCAAAAGAAUGAAGUCCAUCGGUGGCAACAAAGACAACUCGAUGCCGGUCAGCCAAGAGGUAAUGGUGGAGGGUUUCUUGCAGAUAGUAUCAGAAGCCAGGCUCUCCAUCAAGCAGUUUUGCAAGAUGAUCAUCCAGCAGACAGAAGAAACCAGCGACGAUCUGUCAGAGAAACUAAAUUUGCUUCUCCAACCACAUCAGAUGACAUUAAGUAGCAAGUACUCAAAAGGAGUAAUCUAUCAUUUAGAAGCCCUCAUAAACCAAUCUUUAUAUCAGGACUUUGAGAACUGUGCAUUCCAUAAGAAUGGCUCUCCAAAGUUUCUAGAUCCCCGGCAAGAGUGCCGAGAGAACUUCUCGUCAUUUGUUGCGCUCCGGAAUCUGAGCUGGAACGAGGUGUUGCAGAAGGGAACCAAGUACUAUAGCGAAGAUUUCAGCCGGUUUUGUGAUCAAAAAAUGAGCUGCCUUGUUUCCUUACUAAACUGGUCGAGGCCAUGGCCUGAACAGCUCCUCCAGUGCUUCUUCAUCGCUGCCAAGUGCAUUUGGUUGCUCCAUUUGCUGGCCUUUUCCUUCAGCCCACCCUUGAUGAUCUUGCGAGUCGAGGAAAAUCGAGAUUAUGACCCCAUCUACAUGGAGGAUAUCCCCUUAGACAGACACAGAGCGCAAGCUCCUGCUCGAGUCAAGAUCAUGGUCAUGCCGGGAUUCUAUGUGAAGGAUAGGGUGCUGCGGUGCAGGGUUCUUUGCAGGCAUAGUUCUGUGGCAUGAUCAUUUGUUCGGUGGAGUUUCUUUUCUUCUGUUUGUAGCGACACAUUUGCGCGCUCUGGAGUAACUGAAGGUGUAAUUUUCAUCUCCAUACUGCUUGCUUUUAUCUUUCUUUUGAAGUAUAGGCGUGAGAAAAAGCUGUAUAUUUUUAUCCAACUAACAUGGAAAGGUCUCUGAUGUCCCAAUCAA